AUUUUUUGGUGGAAACUCGUUGGACAAAUUCUAAACAGAGGGAGUAGUAGUAAGGAAGAAGGUGGGAUUAGAAUCUCAGACAUACUGCUCUCAUUCUCCCUCACCAUGAGAAGUUAGGUCGACUACCAUCUUCCUUGUCUUCUUGCACAACAGUUCCUUCUAGGGUUCUCAGUUGCGCUUCAGAUUCUCAACACUCUGGUGAAGAGCCGCCUAACCCAAAAUCUCCAGUAAGGUUGGAAAAGUAGUAAGGCAUUUAAAUGUUGGGAAAAGGAAGGAAGAUUUCUGGUAGGGGAGAGACAGUGGCAGCAAAUUAUGCUUUUGGCCCACUUGAAGAUGAUGUGAUUAUUAAACACAGGCUUCUCACUCGCACAACAACAACAAGAGGUGAACCCCCAUUGAAGAAACUUCAGAAGAAGUUUACCUCAUUUAUAAUUGAGGUCGAGAAGGAUGAUGAUAACUAUAAUGACUGUGCAAAACUUUCUAAAGCAUUCUUACAAGAGUUGGCCACUUUUGAGAUUCCACUCCUCAAGAGUAAAGCCGUUAUUGAUGCAAACAUUAGAGAGAAGGAGAACUUCAAUGAUUUGAAAGAUGAAAUAAAUAGGCAGAUAUUGCAGGCUCAGGCUGAUAUAGAAGAUCUAAAGAAACAGCUUGAGGAGAGUAAGAUUGAGAGGCAACACAAGGAGGAGUGUGAGGCUAUUAGAAAACUGAUUGCUUUGCAGCCACCAAGAUCAGAGACACAGAAGACAAUAACAGAGCUGGAGAAAGAGAUUGCAGCAUUAGAGGCAGAGAAUACAGCUGGUUCAAGGUUGCUGGAGCUUCGCAAGAAGCAGUUUGCUCUUUUGUUGCAUGUGGUUGAUGAGCUGCAAAAUACCAUAGAGGAGGAGCAAAAGAAUUUGAUCGAGGAGAUGAGAAUGGCAACUGAAGAGCAAAAGAGCGGUAUGGAGGAUGCCAGUGGGGGUUCAGAAGCCAUGGCUGUUGAUUAGUUCUAUCUAUCCAUCUAACUUCUGCAGUAAUUUGUAAUGUUGUGUAGCUACUAAAAUCUACGGUGAGAAUCGCACAUUUAUUUUGAAGUUGAACAUCAGGAAUUUUUGCCUUUUUGUUUGCUUUUGUCUGUUAACAAAAAGUUUGAAUCACUAGUUGACAAUUAGAGUGAGAUCUUUCAGAACAUUCUAUAAUGCUUGACAGAGACAAUGGUGCUUUGAUAAUCAAGAUUUGAUAAUUUUGAUUUGUCCUUGAUCAAUGUGAUUCAAUCCUUGUAUUUGUUAAUCAAGAAUUGAUUUUUAGGAUAAACUAUGUGGAUGUAAUUCCUCACUAUUAUCUUUGUCCUAUCACCCAUGACUUGUU
Molecule: messenger RNA, 1344 nt
Organism: Rubroshorea leprosula
Lineage: Eukaryota; Viridiplantae; Streptophyta; Magnoliopsida; Malvales; Dipterocarpaceae
Source: the annotation of a GenBank genome assembly